AACCCCAUAGUGCCAGGAAUGUGCUGACUGUUUUGUUUUGGCUGUCCACAUCCCAGGGAAGAAAAGGAAAAACGUGACGAGGGUGGUGUUUUCCCCAAGGAUUUACUGUAUUUUGUUAGAACAAAGUUCCGUUCCGUUUGAGCAUUCAACAGGUUGUGAGUGGAUUUAUUUGUUUGUUCCGGACUGUUUACUAGGCAGCUUUCAGGCCUUCGUAAAGUGGAUCAUGUCCUCCCGGCCACAAGUGUACUUGACCCGUAAGGAAUGUUUCAGUGCGUGCCACCGGUUGCAUAGUCCCUUUCUAAGCGAGGAAGCCAACCGACAGGUUUACGGCAAGUGUAACAAUCCCAACGGGCAUGGACACAACUACACCGUGGAGGUCACGGUACGUGGCCCAGUCGAUAGCAAGACGGGCAUGGUGAUGAACAUAACCGACCUGAAGGAGUACAUGGAGCAGGCCAUCAUGAAAAAGUUAGACCAUCUGAACCUGGACAAAGAUGUGCCAUACUUUAAGAACUUGGCCAGCACCACGGAAAAUGUGGCCAUCUUCAUCUGGGACAGUUUGAAGCUAAUCAUGGACAAGCCGGAGCUGCUGUACGAGAUUAAAAUAUACGAGACGGACAAAAACUCGGUCAUCUAUCGUGGGGAAAAGCAUACGGUUGGGCAUCACCAUCAUCACCACGAAGCGGUUAAACAGUCGCGCGUGACGCACUCGUCCGAAAACUCGUCGAAUCUCUCGUCCGACUCGGACGGUUAGACACACGUUGCUGCUGUUGUGUGACCAGUAUUGCGGACAAUCCUCGACGCCUAAUAGAUCUGAAAUACGCCUGUACAUCCCCAUGACCAAGAUUCCAUGUACCACACCGAGUACGCUUUUCGGGCUUUUUUUGACAAAAGAAAGUGAACCAGGUCGCCACAGUACUUUAGGAGCUAAUAAAAAUGUUUCCAUAGCGCAUUAAAACCUA
This is a messenger RNA of Anopheles stephensi (Asian malaria mosquito), 962 nucleotides long. RefSeq names its product 6-pyruvoyl tetrahydrobiopterin synthase (gene purple). Gene Ontology annotation, biological process: tetrahydrobiopterin biosynthetic process. Gene Ontology annotation, cellular component: mitochondrion. NCBI's taxonomy places the organism in Eukaryota, Metazoa, Arthropoda, Insecta, Diptera, Culicidae. Gene Ontology annotation, molecular function: 6-pyruvoyltetrahydropterin synthase activity. Bases 224 to 754 code for a protein of 176 amino acids. The record is from RefSeq and is a predicted model, not a curated record. The transcript has 3 exons.